This is a messenger RNA of Mycotypha africana, 992 nucleotides long. RefSeq names its product 3-hydroxyacyl-CoA dehydrogenase. NCBI's taxonomy places the organism in Eukaryota, Fungi, Mucoromycota, Mucoromycetes, Mucorales, Mycotyphaceae. Gene Ontology annotation, molecular function: oxidoreductase activity, acting on the CH-OH group of donors, NAD or NADP as acceptor; NAD+ binding. Gene Ontology annotation, biological process: fatty acid metabolic process. The transcript has 2 exons. The record is from RefSeq and is a predicted model, not a curated record. The coding region runs from base 170 to 850 and encodes 226 amino acids.
AAAAAGACGAAAAAAAAAAAAAAACCACUUCCAUUGGAAAGGGACCAAGAAGUUGUUCUAUCCAAUGGUCUUUCUUCCAUUAUUGAGCAUAAUUAUCUAAUAAAAAAAAACCACCAACCUUCCGUAUUAUGUAGACAAAUUAUUAGAAAAAGAUGUAGCCAAACAGAAAAUGACUACAGAUCAUGCUAAACUCACCAAAGAACUCAUCUCUACAACCAACCAUCUUUCCGGCCUCGCCGACGUGGACUUUGUUAUUGAAGCCGCAUCAGAAAACCUCGGUAUCAAACAAGCCAUUUUCCGCGACUUGGACAAGCUUAUCAAGAAUAAGGAAGACAGUAUAUUGGCGACAAACACGAGUUCCAUUUCCAUCACCAAGGUGGCUGCCGCUACCACACGUCCCAGUCACGUCAUCGGUAUGCAUUUUAUGAAUCCUGUACCUGUCAUGAAGUUGGUGGAAAUCAUUCCCGGUUUAGCAACGCAACCAGCCGUGACAGAAAAAACCAAGCUGCUCGCCACUGCUAUGGGUAAGACGUGUACUGUGGUUCAAGAUAUCCCUGGAUUUGUGGCCAACCGAUUAUUGAUGCCUUAUAUCAAUGAAGCGAUGAUGUUGUUGGAAAGCCAUGCUGCAAGUGCUGAAGAUAUUGAUUUGACGAUGAAAUUGGGUACCAAUAUGCCUAUGGGCCCUUUGACUUUGGCCGAUUUUAUUGGCUUGGAUACGUGUUUAGCAAUUAUGAAAGUACUGUAUGAGAAUACGGGUGAUUCAAAAUACAGGCCUGCUGUACUGCUUCAAAAAUAUGUUGAUGCUGGAUGGAUGGGAAAAAAGUCAGGUAGAGGCGUCUAUACCUAUUAGACAAGCAGACAUCACUUGAAUGAUGGAAAAACUAUCACAAGAGAUGCGUUGAUUGCCUUUCUUCUCUUUUGUAUUAUGAUAUAACAUAAUUGUACAUUUUAUUUUAAAAUAAAAAAAAAGAGUUUUUGAUGCUUUGCACUAG